AACAGUGUGAGAGCAACAUCAACAGGCCACUGAAACUCUUGAACCAACCAUGCAAUUCGAUGACUAUGAGAAUAUGAACUUGACACUUGACUUUAAUUACACACUGCCUGUGUUUCCUACUGAUAAUCUCACCCCUGAGAUCCAACCGGUCCAGAUAGUGGCUCUGGUCUUCUAUGGGCUUGUGUUCUUGCUGGGUGUUCCUGGAAAUGCUCUGGUGGUGUGGGUGACAGGCUUCUGCAUGCAACGCUCUGUCACAUCCCUGUGGUUCCUCAACCUCGCCGUGGCCGAUCUUCUGUGCUGCCUCUCUAUCCCUCUGCUCAUGGUCCCUUUAACCCACGAUGAUCACUGGCACUUUGGCCCGCUGGCCUGCACAUUGGUAAAGGGUAUGUUUUACCUGGUGAUGUACUGCAGUGUCCUGCAGCUGGUUUUGAUCAGCGUGGAUCGCUGGUUGAUGGUCAGCAGACCCGUUUGGUGCCAGAACAACAGACGACCAAAGCAGGCAGCCUGUGGGUGUGUUGUUGUGUGGUGCCUGGCUCUGAUAGGCAGCAUCCCCCAGUUUGUCUACACCAAGGAGAUCGAAGCAGGUGAAGACAAGCGAGAGUGCCUGACGGUGAACACUGAAUUGAGUGCUUGGGUGGUCACCUUCUUCCGCUUCUUCCUGGGAUUCUUACUCCCUUUCCUGGUUAUUGUAACCUGUCACUGGGUGGUGUACAGGAGAGCAGAGCAUGGACUGUCACGUGGUCGGACCCGUUCUAAGAGAACAUUGAGGGUCAUCGCCGCCGUGAUACUGAGCUUCUUCCUGUGCUGGCUACCUCUGCACAUUAUAGACUUCCUCCUUUUGAUUUUCCGUCGAAAUUCCGAUCACAGCCCAAAUAUUUACCUGGCAAACAUUUUAGCACUCUGCCUGGCGUAUUUCAACAGCUGCCUCAACCCACUGCUGUAUGUGUGUCUGGGCCGAGGCUUUAAACAGAGUAUGAACCGCUCUCUGCGCAACAUGCUCCAGUUCAUCAGCGAGGACCCUACGACCAGGAUGAGCAUCGCCACCACUGAUACAAAGAGCUCCAGCAAUGGAAAGGAAAUGACAAAAAUCUGAUCAUGUAUUGGCUUUGUCGUCACUAUUCUCACAUUACUCCUGUCAUUCAAGCUGAUGUUUGGAAGUGCUUAACAGGAGUGAACUUUCCUUACUCUCUUCUCUGAGCUUGGAUAACCACUGGCUUUCACCAUAAACCAUCAGUGCUUUUACAAUUAAUCCUGUGACAUAAACUGUAAAUCAUUUUAAGAUGGUCCACCGUAAGGAAUGUAAAUAAAAAUGUAAGUAAGUCUUCAA
Seriola aureovittata is the source of this 1327-nucleotide messenger RNA. It is a transcript of the gene c5ar1, whose product is annotated as complement C5a receptor 1. Gene Ontology annotation, cellular component: plasma membrane. Lineage: Eukaryota; Metazoa; Chordata; Actinopteri; Carangiformes; Carangidae. Gene Ontology annotation, biological process: positive regulation of cytosolic calcium ion concentration; complement receptor mediated signaling pathway; inflammatory response. The record is from RefSeq and is a predicted model, not a curated record. The coding region runs from base 50 to 1093 and encodes 347 amino acids. Gene Ontology annotation, molecular function: complement receptor activity; G protein-coupled receptor activity. The transcript has 2 exons.